CUGCUGACCGUCACCGUUUUCCUGCCCACCGUCGCGGCGCUACUGCUGGCGGUUGGGCUGGUUCGUGGCGACCGGAACAUUCGCUGGUUCGCAGCCGCCGUAGCCGUCGCCGACCUGUUGCUGUCGGUGGUCGUAUUCGUAUUGUUCCAGCCCGGCGGUGAACGCUUCCAACUUAUCGACCGGUUGGAUUGGAUAAACACCGAGACAGUCCAUGCCAGCUACCUGCUGGGGGUGGACGGGAUCAGCGCGCCGCUGGUCAUGCUGACCGGACUGCUGGGCCUGUGCGCGGUGUUCGUGUCGUUCCAUAUCAGCCACCGGGUACGAGAGUAUUUCAUCUGGCUGUUCGUUCUCCAGACCGCAGUUAUGGGUGUGUUCACCGCCCUGGACUUCCUGCUCUUCUUCCUGUUCUGGGAAAUCGAGUUGGUGCCGAUGUACCUGCUGAUCUCCACCUGGGGCACGGGGCGGCGCGAAUACUCGGCGAUGAAAUUCCUGAUGUUCACGAUCCUGGGCUCGGCGUUCAUGCUGGUGGCCAUCGUCGCAGUGUUCGUGAGCGCGGGCGUGGGCAGUUUCGACAUGACACGGCUGCUGGAGCCGGGAGGCGCGCUGGACGCAUCGCGCGCCGCGCUGCCCAUGGGGGCGCUGUUCUGGCUUUUCUUCGUCGCAUUCGCGGUCAAACUGCCGACAUGGCCGGUGCACACCUGGCUGCCGGAUGCCCACACCGACGCGCCGACCGCCGGCAGCGUGAUGCUGGCCGGCGUGAUGCUAAAAAUGGGCGGGUACGGCCUUCUUCGGAUCAACGCGGGAAUGUUCCCGGAGCAGUUGCAGGCCUUCGCACUGCCAAUUGUGGCCCUGGGAGUAAUCAGCGUGCUAUAUGGCGCGGUGGUGACGCUGCGGCAGACUGACCUGAAACGGCUCAUCGCGUAUUCGAGCGUCAGCCACAUGGGUUUGGUGCUGCUGGGUCUGGGAUCGGUGGCGGCGGUGGGCGGUGCGUUGACGGACGCCGGCCUGACCGGAGCGGCCAUGCAGUUGUUCACCCACGGAACGAUCACGGGGCUCCUAUUCGUGGCGGUGGGCGUCAUGUACGAAAAGACGCACACGCGCUACAUACCCGACCUUGGCGGCCUGGCAAAUCGCAUGCCACUGGUUUCAGGCGCGUUUCUGAUUGCCGGCGCCGCGUCUUUGGGGCUGCCGCUGCUGAGCGGGUUCGUGUCCGAACUACUGGUGUUCUUUGGCGGUUUCCGGGCGUUUCCGAUCCUGACAAUCCUGGCGGUGCUGGGGAUCAUCCUCGCCGCGGGGUAUAUCCUUUGGAUGUUGCAGCGUACACUGUUCGGGCUCCGGCCGGCGCGCUGGGAUGAGUUGACGGACGCCGGGCCGGUGGAAUUGGUUCCCAUCGCGCUGCUGGUCAUCAGCAUUGUUGCGGUGGGUGUCUACCCCGCCUGGUUGACCGACGUGUUCCGCGACGGAUUGGAGCCGAUAGUGAGCGGGUACAACACGGGUCUGGCCGGGAUCGCCCGCUAA
Molecule: messenger RNA, 1518 nt
Organism: Geodia barretti
Lineage: Eukaryota; Metazoa; Porifera; Demospongiae; Tetractinellida; Geodiidae
Source: the annotation of a GenBank genome assembly